GCAGAGAGGGUUGCAGUAUCAGCUGAGUGCCUUUGUCUGUUAUAGGGAAGCAGUAUUAUUUUUCUUGUCAGAUGUUAAUUGUUUGUAACAGUGCAGAUAGUUCGCUGUAAACAUCUAGGAAAUGUGUGCCUUUGAAACGUAUUAAUGCCAACGGCCAUUUUAUGUUAUAGUUAAAGAGAACCUUUCGUUGUUCAGUGGUAGUAUAAAGGAACGGCUGGUGUGUGCAGGCUGUGCAGCAGGUUCCGAUUCAGUGCCAUUUUCAUAAUCAAGCGCACGCUCACGCACUCACUGUAUUCGGGGACGAGCGGCUUCUGCGGAUGCUUCUGAACGCCCGCGUACGACUGCCAACCGGGACCGGGACCUACCUCGCCUCCUGUACAUCUCCAAGACAUGAAAAUCAAGGAUGCCAAGAAGCCGUCUUUUCCAUGGUUUGGAAUGGAUAUUGGUGGAACAUUAGUGAAGCUCGUCUACUUUGAGCCCAUUGAUAUUACAGCAGAGGAAGAACAAGAGGAAGUUGAAAGUCUGAAGAGUAUACGCAAAUACCUAACUUCUAAUGUAGCUUAUGGCUCCACUGGUAUCCGUGACACCCAUCUGGAACUAAAAAAUCUUACCCUUCUUGAACGUCGUGGCAACCUUCACUUUAUCCGAUUUCCCACUCAUGACCUGCCUACUUUUAUUCAAAUGGGCCAUGACAAAAACUUUUCCACCUUGCAUACUGUGCUAUGUGCCACUGGAGGGGGAGCAUACAAAUUUGAAGAAGAAUUUAGAACGAUUGGAAACUUACAGCUCCACAAACUGGAUGAACUUGACUGCCUAGUCAAAGGACUUCUCUACAUCGACUCUCCCAGUUUUAAUGGUCAGGCAGAAUGCUAUUACUUUGAGAAUGCACUGGAGCCAGAGAGGUGUCAGAAGGUGCCUUAUAAUCUGGAAGAUCCUUACCCUUUGCUGGUGGUUAACAUUGGCUCAGGUGUCAGCAUUUUAGCAGUAUACUCUAAAGACAACUAUAAACGAGUUUCUGGAACCAGUCUAGGUGGUGGAACAUUCUUAGGACUGUGUAGUUUGCUGACUGGAUGUGACAACUUUGAUGAAGCUCUUGAAAUGGCAUCAAGAGGUGAUAGCAGAAAUGCAGACAAGCUGGUUCAAGAUAUUUAUGGUGGUGACUAUGAACGGUUUGAUUUACCAGGAUGGGCUGUUGCAUCUAGCUUUGGAAACAUGAUCCAUAAAGAGAAGCGAGAAACUGUGAGUAAAGAGGACCUGGCAAGAGCUACCCUGGUUACCAUCACUAACAACAUUGGCUGGAUUGCAAAGAUGUGUGCUGUGAAUGAGAAAAUAAACAGAGUGGUGUUUGUUGGAAACUUUCUACGUGUGAACACUCUGUCUAUGAAGCUCCUCGCUUAUGCAUUGGAAUACUGGUCCCAAGGGCAACAGAAAGCAUUGUUCCUAGAGCAUGAGGGUUACUUUGGAGCUGUGGGAGCACUACUUGGUCUCUUAAAUUUUACCUAGAGCACCAAUCAAGCCAAUUUUUUUCCCUUUAGUGAGGUGGGGAUGGAAUUUUUUUUUUCUUGAAUGGAAUGGAAACCAAAUCAGAGUAUUUUAAAGGACCACCUUAUAAAGUGGGUUGUACAUUACAGUCUGAUACAUUCGUUUUACAUUCUUACUGUAAAAUAUAUAUUUUUUCAAGAAACAUGUUUGGUUUCAAUUUUGUCCAUAACAUAUUUUGUCCACAAACCCUCUGAUAUGCAAAGCUGCAUUUAUAGAGGGCAGAAUGCUUUAAGUACAGAGUUAAAAUGUACAAUAGAAAGAAUCAACAGUAAGCCACCACAUCUUUUUGUGAAAACAGACCCUUUCCGCUUUAACUUUUUUUCCUGCAAUCUUGAUGAAGAACAAAUUUUAUAAUUAGUGUCAAUGUGAAAAAUUUCAGAAAUUUGACAAUAAACAGUUUAUAUUAUGUGCAUAAGAUGAAUAUUUCAUCUUUUAUAAUUGUGCAUUGGAGAAAUAUAGUUAUUAAUAAUUUAUCCAAUACUUUUCAAAAGUUUAAUAUGAAAACAUUCAGCUUUUUGAAAUAUUGCAUUAGGCAUAUUUUAGUUACCAAAAGAGCUUGUUUUAGAAAUCAAAUGCUGCUUAUUAUUUGAUCUAGUGCCUUGAUUAAUACAAUGUGAAUAACAGUUACUCACUUUUUGUACAUGGUGCUACAAAUCCAGUUUGAUAACCUUGUGUGAAUUUUAAAACUUGGCAAAGUAUUGAGUUUACACUAUUCUAAUACAGUGAAGCUAAACAUUUAAACAUAAUAAUGAAUAAAAUAUGCUUAUUGCUUGCCUUCCUAAAGACCACUUACAGUAUAGUCAGAAGUCUUCUUUUUAAAGUACAGGUGAUGAAAUCUCUCUGGAAAGGAAGAAUUCAAAUGGCACAAUACAAUGUUUUUUCUAAAUUGUUAUAUUCAGCAUAAGAAGCAUUUAAUAAUCAGUUUAAAAACAGAAGAGUUUAACAAAGGGAAGCAGUCAGUGCUGGUUUCAGUAACUGCUAUAUAUAGAGAGAGUUCAUCAGAUGCAUUGAAAUUUAUUCAACUCUUGUACAAGAAGUUACAGUUAAUAAUCAAAGACUUUUUUGUUUCUCAACCAAAUGCUUUGCACAGUUUUUUUUAUCACUCUGCUUGUAGUGCAUACAUCUUCAGGUCUUUUUCUCAGUUACUGGUUUUCUGGGCUUUUUCUUAAAUUUCUAGAACCUAAGCUUUAAAUUAUACAGUAAUGUGUAUUAUUGUCUAUGUUUUAAGUGCUGUAAAGAAGUACUUCAAAACCUCUGCUGUGAAGAGAGACUGUAGUCUUUGCCAGUAUAUCCAGUUUCUGAAAACAUGAACUGAAAAACUUUGCUAGAGGUUCUGUGGACAAAGUCUGUAUAAUUGUUAAGAAAUAAUUUAGUAGUUUUGCCUGUUUUCUGGCAAAGGAAUUAAUUGUAUGUUUUACAUUCUUAUAUUUAAAUAAUAUACAUCUACUUGAAUCUUGAAAUUGAGAGCUUGGACCACAUUUGCAUUAACAACUUUUCUACAGUCAUCACACUGGUUUUAAUGUUAUUUUACUAAUUGUUAUUUAAGUCUAUACAUUUUUUCCAGUUAAAAAUUAUAGUAUGUAAGUUUACAUGCCUAUAAACACUUUUUCAGGGCCAUUUAUAAUUUUUUCUUGUUAACCUGCAAAUGAAUGAAUUCUAGACAUCUCAACAAUUCAAUUCCCUUUGUGUUGUGACACAAAUGCUAUGAGCAUCUUCUGUAAUGCUGGCCUUGAUUGUCUGCUUUUCUUCUAACUUACCUCUGAAUGAAGUGUCUAGAUUGCACUUUUGGACUAGCAGAGCUCUGGUGGUGUUAUUUGUGCAGUUAAUGAUUACAAACUGCUUCAUAAAGAAUCUUCAUAAGGUCAUCCUUAUGUCAUUGUCUUUUCUAGGUAUUUAAGGAUUUCUUUAACGUCUUAUUUAAAUGUCUGCAGAUUUAUUUGUAUUACCUUUUUGUCAGCCAUGCUUGAUACUGAUUCAGAUUUUUUUUUAACUCCCUCUGUAUCUAUGUGUACAUGUAUAAAUGCUCCAUUUCUUUUGCCUUUUCUGUUCUGCAGUUUCAAUAUGGCAAUGUAAAGAUUUUUAUUAUUAUUUAUUUUAAAGAUUUUUAUUUCUACCGUUUCACACUUGUGGCAGAAUUUUAACUUACUUUCUUUGUAGUAAGUGUUUUACGUUUAAUCCAUUGCUGUUACUAUCUAGAUGAUUUAACAUAUGAGGUUGAUGCUACUUUUAUAAUAUUGUUGGCAAUGGGACACAGAGUUGAGUUGAUUACUAACCAUACAUCAAAGUAUGACUCAGAGUGUUAAAAUGGCAUUCUUCUCAGCCCUAGCUUUUUAAGAGAGUUACUGUUUUUACCAGCUAAACAAUCUAUAAAGAUGCCAGUGUUGUUAUUCACCUUAGAAUUUUUAAAAUUUCUCACUAACGUAUUUGAGCUGCAUAUUUGCAGCUCCUGUUUUGAAGAAAGUGUACCAAGAGCAGUAUAAAAAAACAAACGCUGAUUUGUACACGGUUAUCAUUUGAAAGGGCAAUCUAAAUCUCACCUAAUGUGAAUUGUCUCAUUGUUGCACAUUUUCGUUCAAUAAUAUAUUAAGCUUAUUAUGUGCCCUUUAGUUUGAAUACAGCUGGACCAGUUCUUGUGCUGAGUGUUAAAACCAGAAAUAAUAGCCUCAUUAUUCUUAAAAUAACCCCUGGUUAACUUUGAUUAGUUUUAUUGUUAAUUGUUGUUAUUACUAUGUAAGCAAAAGUAAAUAUAUGCAUGAAUAAUAACAGAAAGUAAGAUGAACAAAAUCUAGAUUAAGGAAAUCCUUACACUGCUAGAUAUCUGACAUCCACGCCACCCUGAUGACUGCACCAGAGUGUGAGCUAAACUAAAGGAAAACGAAGAAUGGAAAGGCUGAAAUAUACUAACUGAAAAACUUAACCCAGAAAAAGAGUAUAAUUUUAAGAAUCACUAACCCCAUUUGGAUUGUCCUUUUUUUUUUUUUUUUUUUAUUAUGUGUUAAUCUUUAAUUUAAACCUCCAGUGCUGAUUACCACAGCCUCAAUAUUUCUUUCUAUUAGUUGUCUCCUUCAGUUUCAGCUGAAUGAGAUUAUAACUGUAAAUGUACUCGUGUUGCCACAAGGCCACCCAUUCAAGGAGAUUCAGUCUUCACACCAGAAGUAUCUUUGCUGCAGUAUUAUUCAGGGGAUUUAUUUUGAAAAGAGAUUAAAGAGUAAAGUAGAAGUAUCUAGUAUAAACUCAAAACACCACAUGAAAAUGGAAACAAAAACAAAACUAUUAACUGUAUAGAUAUAAAUAGUUGAGCAAUUCCAUUAUAUGCAAGCAUUAACAAAAAACUAAGUCAAAAUCGGUUUAACCUCGUUUUGCUAAAAGUUAAGUAAUAAGAGGAAAUUAGUCCCUAACCAGUGUUAAACACAUAGCGUGAGAAAUUGAUGAGAUGAUUACACACAGCUUCAUAAAACAUGACACAACAUUCUCAAACCUGCUUAAUCAACUUCAGGGUCACAAAGAGCAGUUUGACAAAAAGAAAAAUUGGGAAAAUGUGACAAGACAAUUGCACACUUUACCUUAAGUGCCAGCUAGAGGUGCAGUAUGCCCUUUGUAGAUGAAAAGUUUGAUAUUUCUAAGGCAGCUUUGCUAAUGAAGAUGCCAAAUUGUUGAAGAUGUGGAAUAGGAUUGCCAUUGUACACUAUCCAGCAGAUGCUAUAUACACAAAAUAUACAAAUUUUAAGUGGGACCAGUUUUGAUAUUAAAAUAUGAGAUGGUACGAUUGUACUCCAAUACAUGGUCUCUAUAUUUUAAUAGUAGCCUAGCACAAUCACGUCUGCUUUCUAUCAGAUUGCUGUAUGAUUCUUGUGCUUUGUAAGAAUGUUUUAUUGCAAUUUCCUGAUCCUUUUUAGUCAGUAUAGCCCCAUGAGUCAUUCUAAUAAAAAGGAUACUGAGCCAGUUUCAUUUUCUUGUGAUCAUAUAAGGUUUCAGGCAUCAAAGGCACAUCUUUUGAAAUAAAUAUGGUGUUCUGGUGCAUUUUCCUUUAGCUUGUAAGCCUUUGACGUCAGCUUUUAAUUUACUAUCUUGCCCAAAUUUAUUUCAGCAUCCUUGUAUUUCUGUAAUGCUCUUUUGGCUGGGUUAAUGUAAUGAGAUUUAAAUUCUCAAAACUCUGUCCGCUUUGUUUAAUAAAACACCUGAAUAUUAGUAAAUCUGUGUCCCACUACCCCAGUCUUAUUUAUCUCAUCCUCAAGGAGACCUAUAAAUUUUCUUGCCUAAAACAAAGUGUCUUAUUCUAUAUAUAACACUUAUCUUGAAGUGCAUUUAUCUAUUAGUAAUGUAAAAUAAACAUUUUUGGCAACAUUCUGUCCUUCAAAUGGAUACUGUGAUCUUUGUCUAUUAUUUCAGUACUACAUGAGAAAAUUCCAUUUCAUUCAUCUGAAGUAUUUACUGUAUUAUUGUAUCGCGUACAGAAAAUUGCACAUGGUUACUGUGUUUAAACGCCUGUAAAGGCCUAAAAAUACACUAUUCCUCAUUAGACAUUUAACAUUCCAGUUUUCAUUUCUUUCAGUUAUUAUCACCGUUCACUGUUCCAGAUUUUAUUUUUAUCAACUGUUAAGUUCUUGAGAUUCUUUGCUUUUUUGCUAUUGACCCUAUAAAUGAGAGAAAAUUAUUCAAGUUGUUCACUAUUUAAUUGUACAGGCUUAGUAAAUAACAGUACAAUAGUAAAUGAACAGAUUACUUCAACGUAUCUGCUUAAUAAUACACAGGUUGGUUUUGAACAGUAAUUUUGCAUACCUAACUACACACCUAUAUGUCAAAGGCAGAAGCUGAAACUGCUGCCCAUGUUGGAGUUGUAUCAUAAGCACAAAGAAACCCCUGACUUAAAAAUGAGCUUACACUAUGGGGGGUGACUUUUGAAUCAUGAAGGUCUAAGCAAAUGAAACAAAAUGGCAGCCUUCAUCAUUGGUGUUGCUAUGUACAACUUUGAAUGCACUUAUGUUGUUAAAUACUUUAGCACUGAAGAUCUGUCCAGAUUUUAGGCAUUGACUUGUGAAGUGUUAUAAUCAAAGACAACUCUUCUUUUUUUCUUUUUUUUUAUGUUUUUGGGUCUUCAAUAUUCUAAAAAACCUGUAUUUGUCUUGUUCAGGCAUUUUCUCAAGUUAAGAAUAUUGUGAUAUUUGGCUAAAGUUCCUUCAGCUGACCUAUUUUAUUCACAAUUUGAGCAAAACUGUUUUAGUGGAAAGAUGCUUGAGACAGCAGCUCUCAAAUCAGAGCUGUGAAACUAGAGCUGGCUUAUUACCAUUCAUAUCACAAGGUUUACAAGUUAUGUUUUGCUUUCCAGUGUUCUAUUUCUUAGUUUAAACAAAUCAGAUCUGUCAGAUUUUACCUGAGCACAUUUGUAGACUUUUGUUUAAACUUUCUGUGUAAAUCAAAUGCAGAUUACAUGAACCUGACACAGUCCUCCUUCAGGAGAUUUUUUUAUUACUUAAAAAAACUUUUAAAAAAAAUCCCAAACCACAAUAUGAGAAAAAUAUAUACAAUAAUAUUAUUCAUUUUUCAAGUCACACAGGUUUGACUUGUGUAAACAAGUGCCCUCUGAAGGUUCUGAGUCCUACAUCUUUAUGCUUUCAUGGUGUCUUGCAGAGUUUGUGUAUAUUAAAAUGUUUACUUGGCUUUACUUUAAAAAAAGUAUGUGUUUCAUGUAUAACUUUACGCAUCUCCUAAAAUGACAUAUAAAUGUCAAAAAUUUAUAAAAAAAACAGCUGUGGCACAUUUUUGUUUUCAUCAUGUAGCUUUUCCUAUGCAAUUCUCUCUUAACUGAUGGAUUAUUGAUUAUGAAGUUGGUAAGCACUUUAUGAGUCCUAAGAUUUUCAAUCUUGGUGACAAAUAAUGUUAUGGAAAUUUUAUACAACAAUAUAUUUAAAGUGAUUACUUCGGAUAAACACAUCUUGGUAUACCCUGAUGAACUGUUUGCUUAUAGGAACUCUCAUUACUUUAUUGCUUCUUUGUUUUAAUUCAUUCAUUUAUUUUUCAGAGACAAUAUAUCUGCUUAUUAUUCAACAUAUGACAUGUUUUAAUAAUCUAUGACAUACUAAAUAAACAUUAGUAGAACAUUAAGAGCUGAUGUCAAAAUAGAAUAAAACUUUACUUAAAAUGUUAUCUACUACAGAUUUGAAACUGGGGAGGGAAAGGGUCCCUACUGAACUACUGUGUUACUUCAUUCUUUUUAAAUUUCUGUUUGUAACUUGCUGUUAAAUUGUCAUUUCUUGUUCUGAAUUGUAGAGCCAUUUUGUAAUGUUUGGAGGUCUGCAUGGUGCGUCAUUAUUAUUUUGUGACAUGUAUGACUUUAAUGUCAGCUAAACAAAAUGUUUCAAUUUUGUUUUCUGUUCAUUUUGUCUCAUGGUCUCUGAAGCUGUGUAUUCGUGUCUGUCAGUACUUUAGAUCACAGAUGCAUUGAUUGUACUUAUUCUAAAGCUUGAAAAAUAAUUGCUUAAAUAGAACUAUAAAAACA
Messenger RNA from Polypterus senegalus (gray bichir), 8038 nucleotides. Its product is annotated as pantothenate kinase 3. Bases 391 to 1503 code for a protein of 370 amino acids. Gene Ontology annotation, cellular component: cytosol; nucleus. The transcript has 7 exons. The record is from RefSeq and is a predicted model, not a curated record. NCBI's taxonomy places the organism in Eukaryota, Metazoa, Chordata, Cladistia, Polypteriformes, Polypteridae. Gene Ontology annotation, biological process: coenzyme A biosynthetic process. Gene Ontology annotation, molecular function: pantothenate kinase activity; ATP binding.